Molecule: messenger RNA, 1639 nt
Organism: Homalodisca vitripennis (glassy-winged sharpshooter)
Lineage: Eukaryota; Metazoa; Arthropoda; Insecta; Hemiptera; Cicadellidae
Product: 2-acylglycerol O-acyltransferase 2-like
Exons: 6
Coding region: 162-1184 (340 amino acids)
Biological process (GO): triglyceride biosynthetic process
Cellular component (GO): endoplasmic reticulum membrane
Molecular function (GO): diacylglycerol O-acyltransferase activity
Source: RefSeq, a predicted model, not a curated record
GCUUGGAAGUUUGGACACGAGGGUUGGUACGUGUCCUGGCACGAGCACGCGGCUCCGACACGCCGCAUUUAUAUUUGCAGGGCUUCGCUCCCCUGGUCUUUGAUUUGGUCUGGACUUCUCAGUGGCAUUUACGCUCCUGCAGUCGACCCCAGCUAAGGAAGAUGCAGCUGAUGGGAGUAAAGUUCGCUCCGCUCAACGUUUCACUGGAGCGCAGACUCCAGACUCUCGCGGCGGGGUCAUGGUUUGUAGCACUGGCGUUCGGCCCGUUCAUCUGCUUCUUUGUCACAGUAUAUUUCAUACUGUUUACUAGAUACUGGUACCUGACGAUGCUGUACGUGGCGUGGCUCGUGUACGACAGGAACAUAGCUCACAAAGGUGGUCGAAGACUGGAAUUCAUGCGGGACUGUACAUGGUGGUAUUACUUCCAAGCCUACUUCCCUCUGAGUCUACAUAAAACGGCAGAACUCCCUCCGAAGAGCAACUAUCUAUUCUGUGUCUAUCCUCAUGGCAUGCUCUGCUCUGGAGCAUUUGGGAACUUUGCUACCAACUAUUCUGAGUUCACCAGUCUUUAUCCUGGACUGACUCCUUAUAUACUAACCAUUAACGCUGCCUUCAACAUGCCUUUCACCAGAGAACUGGUGCUUGCCUUAGGCGCAUGUGCUGCUUCCAAAGAAAGCAUGGUUCAUCUUCUGGAGGAUACAUCUCAACCAAAGGCUGUAGUGUUGAUGGUUGGAGGAGCAUCAGAGGCAUUCAAAUGCCGGCCAGGAACUUACAGAAUUAUUUUGAAGAAAAGGAAAGGUUUCAUUAAGGUGGCGUUGGAAACCGGAACACCCCUAGUACCCGUAUUUUCUUUUGGUGAAACCAACUUAUACGACCAAGUGUCGAACCCUCCUGGUUCAUGGUUGCACUCUGUACAAGACAAAUGCCGUAAAGUGCUGGGCAUUGCUCCUUGCAUUCCCAUCGGAAGGGGUAUAUUUCAGUAUAACUUCGGAGUCAUACCACGUCGCCAUCCAGUCUCCACUGUUGUUGGAAAACCUAUUGAAGUUCCAAAGGUAUAUAGCCCUUCGGAUGAUGUGAUUGAUGCAUUCCAUGAAAAAUUCACAAAUGCUCUUAUGGAUUUAUUUGAAGAACAUAAGUACAGAUUUGAAGUGGAUCCUGAAAAUUCCAGACUUAUCAUAGAGUAAGGUUUUUAUGUUCAAUCAUAAGAUCCUAACCCAGCUCUUAGCACACUAAAUAUAUGGAAAUGUUUUGUCAUAAUUAAAUCUUUAAAAUGUGCUUAUUUAUUUAAAAAUGUGUGCACUUUUUUGUAUAACAAAGCAUUUGUGACUGAACAUUCCAAAACAAUAGUUUUCUAAUGAAGUUUUUUUAAUGUAGUUAUUUAAAAAAAAAAAAAAAACCUCUAAAUUUACAGUGAGGUUAAUCAUAAUAAUAAGUCUUUUGUUGAGUGGUUUUAAUAUUUUAAUAAAAUAGUCAUAAUAUUAAAAGCACAUAAAAUUAUGUUAUCUGUUAUAUUUAUGUUUGUUGAACUAAUUUAUAAAAUAGUAUUGUAUAUGAAUAAGAGUAUUUACACAAGUAUGUUUACACAAAUUAUACUGUUUUGUACGAUUUUAUAAUACAUAUUGUUGUUAAUAGUUACCAA